Messenger RNA from Sebastes umbrosus (honeycomb rockfish), 2155 nucleotides. It is a transcript of the gene shq1, whose product is annotated as SHQ1, H/ACA ribonucleoprotein assembly factor. Gene Ontology annotation, cellular component: nucleoplasm; cytoplasm. Gene Ontology annotation, biological process: box H/ACA snoRNP assembly. The record is from RefSeq and is a predicted model, not a curated record. The transcript has 12 exons. NCBI's taxonomy places the organism in Eukaryota, Metazoa, Chordata, Actinopteri, Perciformes, Sebastidae. The coding region runs from base 169 to 1941 and encodes 590 amino acids.
AUUGUAUUUAUUGUCCAUAAACAUCUGUCUUGUGAAAAAACUAUGAAACAUUUGUUCCUGCCAGUCUACACAGAGUACUAUGGUAAAGCAUGGGCUGCAUCAGAGAGCUGCACGUGAAGCCUGUUGGGAAACUCUGCUUAUCUGGUCUGUAUUACACCAGCAGUCAUCAUGAUAACUCCUGCAUUUGACCUGAGCCAAGAUCCAGAGUACCUGAUCCUCAGCAUCCGCGUGCCCUACACCAGAACAUCAGAGUUUGACCUUUACAUUGAUGGAACUGAUUUCAAGUUCUACGCCAAGCCAUACUUUCUCAGAUUAUCUCUUCCUGGAAGAAUAGUGGAGGAUGGGAGAGAAAAUGCCAAGUUUGACAUUGAUAAAGGUGUCGUCACUGUUCGGGUCCCAAAGGAAACAGCUGGAGAGCACUUUGAAGGACUCCAGAUGCUGACGAGUCUCCUCGCCCCAAAAGGCUCACGUUCAGCGAAACCACUGAUCGAGGACUUAAGCACAGGAUGCGGUGAAGGUGCGGGAGAUGAUGAUGAAGAAGAAGAUGAGGAAGAGUUUGACUGGCAGGUUGAGCAGGAGGUGUACAAGGAGAGCUCUGAGGAGGAGCUGAGAGCCCAGCAGAAAUAUGGCUUCGGCAAUCAGAGGUCUGGAGUGUUCGCAAGAUUACAGGAGGAACUGAGCGAUGUGACUGAUAACAAGAACCCAGAAGGAACGACAGCAGCCGACAGGAGGAAGGCACGGCUGGAUGCAGAGGCAUCUGCUUUUUCUCCCGACCAUUACCUGGCUGAUAUGUUCAAGGACGAUGAGAUAAAGGGGCUGCUGAAGUUCAGGCCGUGGUGGGAAAAGCUGAGUCCUUCGACGGAGCAGGAGGGAGAAGCUGCUGUGUCGUUCACCGCCGACGAGAAGGAGCAGCUGAGAAAAUUCACCAACCGCUCCUACCUGCUGGACAAGACGUCCCGUCACCAAGUGUGGCUCAGCCUGGUGGACAUCCUGCUGGCUUACUGCUAUGAGGCGCGCUCUACAGAGGGAGAGCACAACGUAGAGUCACCGUGGACCAUCAGAAAACUCAGCGGGACUCUCAGCUGGCUGGAGACGUACGGCUCCUUGCAAGACGUCCUGGUUUCAUUUGGACGGAGGGUUUUGUGCUACCCACUCUACAGACACUUCUCCAUGGUUUCUGCUGCUGUUCGUGACACAACUAAGAUUUUGCAGUCAGGGAAAGCCUGUGUCCUCAAAUGCCUGCUGGAUAUUCACAAAGUGUUCCGAGAGAACGAGCCGGCCUACAUACUGAACGAUCUGUACAUCACCGACUACUGCAUCUGGAUCCAGAGGGUCAAGUCCAAGAAGAUGUCAGCCUUGGCCGCGACGUUACAAAAAGCCUCCCUGCGGAAAAAAGACUUGGAGCUGGAACUUGAGGAGCUAGAGGCAGCAGCGACGAUGGUGGCGGGGGAGGAGGAAGAAGAUGAAGAGCAGGGAGCUUCCGACUCCCAAAGUGACAGCAGCAGCAGCAGCGACUCGUCCGAUGAGAGCGAGGAAUCUGAGGCUGAAGGGCAAGGCUGCACCGGAUCCAACGAGGGAGGAGGAGGGACGUCUAAGGACAACCCUCUACAGCCCCAACCCAUCCAGGCUGCCUCUCCCAUCCCCCAGGAGCCCACACUCUUCUCAGCAGAGAGGAAGGUGGACGCCCUCCCCUCAGCGUCACAGGGCUGCAGACAGCUGAUCCAGGAGCUGGGGGAACGGAUGGCGGAGGAGCUGAAAAUCUCUCAAGACUCCAGCUACGAAGCGUGUUCACAGGCGAACGGCGCCGCAGCUCAAACAGAAGCAACAUCUGGGAGGAGCAGCAGCAGCGGUGGGACUUUAUUAGAGCCGAGUCCUCGCAGAAACCCUCUGCUCAUCGUCCAGACACGGGAGGAUCCGGAUGAGAGUGACUUCAUCUGCUGAUUGACAAUGUUGUGGAACCUUAAAGCCACUUGAUGAACUUUUAACUGUUGAACUCCUCCGCCUAAGGGAUGUAAGAAAAUGUGACUUUUGUUUUUAAAUGACUUCUUUUUUUUAUAUGAUUGUUAGAGCUUCAACUCUCCUCUGAAGGACUUUAUUAUAUGAACUUGCUAAGCCUCAUUAAAAUACUUCAUAUUGAUGUGGUUGUUUUAAUGAG